This is a messenger RNA of Diaporthe batatas, 6304 nucleotides long. RefSeq lists its product as uncharacterized. Lineage: Eukaryota; Fungi; Ascomycota; Sordariomycetes; Diaporthales; Diaporthaceae. Gene Ontology annotation, biological process: proteolysis. The transcript has 6 exons. Bases 1318 to 4833 code for a protein of 1171 amino acids. Gene Ontology annotation, molecular function: calcium-dependent cysteine-type endopeptidase activity. Gene Ontology annotation, cellular component: cytoplasm. The record is from RefSeq and is a predicted model, not a curated record.
CUAAUGUAUCACCGAUUCGACACGCUGAGAAGCUCCAGCCCGCCUCAGCCUUAUUUCUGCCACAUCCCUGCACCCAUACACACUUACAUCCAUUGUCUAUGUCGGCAGCAGGGCCGCAAGGUGCAGAUGAGCGAACACGGCCGGUCUCUCCGUCCGUGGCUCAGCACCGAGUAGCACCCGGCCCAGAGGCCAGAGGCCCCGUCAGACCUCUCACAAAACACGCAUGGCCUGGGCUGUUACAUGCGACCUCCCUCCUGCCCAUCGUUCCGGCUACUAGUCGUCUCGCCGCCGACCACCAUUCGCCGUGGCGUCUCAGUCCUCAUGCAGUGCUUCCCUCUGCUUUUUGUGCGCGUGUACGGCACACGAUGGCUUCUCACCCCCUUUCCGUCCCGUCCCAUCUCAUUUGAGCCGGACGGGCUGGCGGUGGCUGCUGUGGUCCUCCACUGUGCGUCCGCCCCUCCCGUCGCCUUCGCCUCGUUCUGCGUGUCCGCUUCCAGGUGAUCCGGCUCGACUUGCCAAGCCUCCUGCUCUCUCAGCCUCUGCCGCUUCUUCGCUCUGCUCUGCUCCUGCUCCUGCUCCUGCUCCUGCUCCUUUUGCGUCGCAUCUUUUUACCUGGUGGCUUCCUGCUGUCUCACACCUCCGCUUCUCUUCCUGCCGCCAGCGAUGCGGAGGAGGAUGAGGGGAUGUGGGAGAGGGAGAGGGAGAGUGAACCGAUGCCCGUGAUUCCACUCGUGGGCUGCCUGCUGAGCGCAGGUCUAGGCUGCACCCGCGAACCAUAUGUAUGACGAGCUGCGAGGGCCCAGCCGCUGCAGCCUUGUCGACCCGUACCAGCGCUCGACCGCAGAGCUGACCUGCUCGGCCUGACCUGAAAUACAUCUUGGCCCCCAAAAAGCAUGGGUUGUCUCUCCCCCUGGUUCCUGAGCUUCUCCUCCUCUCACCCAUCCUCAAAUAGUUGCAUUCGUUCUUGUUUGGUACGAUAAGUUGCACAUUCCAUCAGAGUCCUGUUGUAUCCCCGAUUUCCAAGCCCUAUCAAGUGAAGAACCAGGCUUGGAGCGCUGGGGCACUCCGAAGUGCAUGUGUUGCUUUCCCCGAAGACGUGCAAGUCCGGUCUUGAACAAGUUUCUUGGUUCAUCAUAGUGUCUCUUUGCCUCACUCCGGCGAAAGCCCCCUCAAUCCUCUGCGGUGGUUCGCUCGUUGCCUCGCCCUGCAAGCCUUAAAGCGCACAUCGUCGCCCGAGGCUUUCUUGCACCCCGCCCGAGGCACACUCCAGCCUGCCAUUCUUGAAGUCGAACUGCCAGACUUGUUGUGAAUUUCAUCAUGUCGGUUUCGAGCUUCUCUGAGGACGAGGGGCCAUGCCCAGGAAACUCCAAGGGGGGCAACAGGCGGCGUCGUCAGGAACCCAAGACACCACAACAGAAGAUAGAUGACUUUUGGGACAAAUACAAGACCAAGGCUCCCGGGAAGGCCACUUCCAUCAUCCCACAACAGAAUGACUUCUCAGACCGGGCAGCCAAGCGUGCCUCGGCCAAGUGCCUCGGCCCGGCCAAGACAACCCAGCAGUCCUACGAGGACGCGGCGGCACAAUGCCGGCACAAGGUCGCCCAGAUCGUCCGGGAGUGCCGCCGGGUCAACCAGAAGUACCGGGACCCGCACUUUGAUCUGGAGAUCGACCUCAAGCUCAACCGCCGGGACUGCCUGGACUCGCUGGACAACGUCAAGGACGACGACGACCGCGGCGACGACUACUGCCGCGACCCGGCGCCCAAGGACCGCCUCGACAUGCUGCAGCCGCCGCCCCCCAUGUCCGCCACCAGCGCCCUGGGGGUGCUGGACCGCAUCGAGAGGGAGACCGCCGCCGCCGCCAGCCCGGAUGGGGACGGCGAGUCGAGGCUCCGCCCUCUCGCGGUCAAGAGGGUUGUGGACAUAUUUGACGAGCCCAGGUUUUUCAUUGACGGGCCCACGGCCCACGACGUCCGCCAGGGUAGAGACGGUGACUGCUGGCUCAUGGCUGCAUUGUGCACCAUUAGUAACAAGCCUGGCCUGAUCGAGAAGUGUUGUGUGGCUCACGACCAAGAGGUUGGCGUCUACGGAUUUGUAUUCCACCGGGACGGUGAGUGGUUCAGUGAGAUCAUUGACGACAAGCUGUACCUUACAAAACCUGAUUAUGACGAGCGGUGCUUGGAACGUGUGCUCUGGGAAGACAGAGAGAGGGUCAAUUCUGAGGAAGCGUACCGAAAGAUCUACCAGUCCAACAGUGGUGCACUGUACUUUGCCCAAUGUGAGAAUCCGAACGAGACGUGGCUCCCGCUCCUCGAGAAGGCCUAUGCUAAAGCCCACGGCGACUACUCCGCCAUCGAAGGCGGCUAUGGGGGCGAGGGGAUCGAAGAUCUCACCGGCGGCGUGACCUCGGAGAUAUACACGACCGACAUACUCGACAAGGAGCACUUCUGGACAGAGGAACUCAUGAAAGUCAACCAAGACUUUCUGUUUGGAUGCUCCACUGGGGUCUGGGGUCGCGGCUGGGGCGAGCGAAAGGGUAUCGUCGAGCUCCACGCAUACUCUGUCCUCAAAGCCCGCGAGAUCGACGGUGUGCGCCUGGUGCUCCUCAAGAACCCCUGGGGAAAGCACGAGUGGAAGGGCGCGUGGUCGGACGGGUCCAAGGAGUGGACGGGGGAGUGGCUGACAAAGCUCGACCACAAGUUCGGGGACGACGGCUCCUUCUGGAUCUCUUAUGACGACCUCCUCAAGAAGUACCAGGCGUUCGACCGAACCAGGCUCUUCGACUCGAGCUGGAGGGUCGCGUCGAUCUGGACGACCCUCAACGUGCCGUGGACUCUGGACUAUCAUGACACCAAGUUUGCUUUCUCACUCCUGAAGCCCGGCCCGGUCGUCAUUGUGUGCUCGCAGCUCGACGAGCGCUACUUCAAGGGCCUCGAGGGCCAGUAUCGGUUCGAGUUGAGCUUCAGGCUGCACAAGUCCGGAGAAAAGGAUUAUGUUGUGCGAAGCCAGGGCUACUACCGCAUGAAUCGCAGCAUCAACGUAGAGCUAGAACUUGAGGCGGGCGAUUAUGUCGUCGUCGUAAAGAUCGACGCCUUGCGCAACGAGCAGAUCAUGCCUGUCGAAGACGUGAUACGAGCGUUCGCCAAGGAAAGGAGAGAGAAGCUGCUCCGCAUUGGCUUCGCGUAUGACCUCGCGCACAGCAAGGGAAGGAUCAUCGAGACGGUCGAGGAGAAAGCCGCAAGGGAGAAGUAUGAGAAGAAAAAAAGGGACAGGGAAAGGAAGAAGAUGGCCAAGAUGAUAAUGAAGCAGAAAGAGGAGGACCGCAAACACGCAAUCAGACAGACGUUGAAGAAGAAGAAAGCGAUUGAUAAGGCCAGAGCCCGUGCGAAGGCCAGAGACGAGAGGCGUAAGGCGAAAAGGGAGGCGAAGGAGAAAGCCGAAGAGGAGCAGAGGAAAAAAGAAAAGGAAGGGGAUAGUGCGAACAAGCCCCAGGAAGAUUCCGUGACCAAGAAAGGCGAAGCUUCUGCCGAGGACAAGGUCACAGAGGGCACUCAAACGACGCCUGACAACAAGGACAAUGACACCCAGGCUGUGACAGCCGCCACAAAUGAUGCCAGACCUGAGAUACCAAGCAUUACAGAGGAUCCCAAGGAAAACAACGAUUCAAGCACCGAGGCCGGGGAUAAUACGCCCGCGUCGAGCACGAUAUUCGAAACAGGACAUGUGGAGCCCGAAGAGACACAGGAAGAAGAUGCGUACGUAACGGCCGCCGAGGAGGAAAGCGACAGCCAGCCAACGGCGUCUACGGCGACAAGCACCGGACAAGAACCACCUCCCACGCCCAAGGCUUCCCAGCCCAAGCCUCAGCAGGCGAUCCCAAGCCCAAAGGCCGCAGACAAGGCCCGACGACCGCCUCACAACCAUGUGGAUAUUGGCGUACAGACAGGCCCUGGGCUCCCUUCGCCCCCGCGAGCCCAUGGCCCACCCCCGGGUUAUAUCUACUCGCCGCCGCCGCCGCCGCCACCCGGUGGCCGAAUGUAUGGCCCUCCGCGAGGCAAUCGCCAUCAGUUACCGCCGCACCUUCGUGGAAUCCCGCCGCCCAUGGGUGGGAUGCUGCCGCCUCCGCCGCCCCCCGGCGCGCCCUCUUCUUACUUCACCUCGGACGCCUCAACCGACGACGGCGUCGAGGAUUUGGACUCGCUGUCCGAGGUGAGUGACCACGAGAUCGAUCUCUUCCUCGAGGCACAGGAGAAGCAACGUGCGGCAGCAGCGAGGGCAGCCAAGGCGCAGCAUUCCUCGAGCUCGACGCCGCCGAGCGGCCCGACUUGUGAGGACGAGCUCAACGAGUUCGAGAAGGAUCCAUGGAAUGCCGUCGGGGUCUUCGGGCUGAGGAUAUACUACAAGUCGGACGGCGGGCCUGGCGACAACGAGGUGGUGAAGCUGCGGGUGGAGAGGCCCAACCCGUGGGCAUGGGAGGACGACAGCGACGACGAGGCAGACGAUGAGAAGGAUAAGGGGAAGGGAGAUGACUCGAAGGACGCCAGGCAGGAGAGCCAGGUGCUUGAUAUUGAUGAUAGCGGCAAGGACGCCAUCGCCGAAAACGUGACCGCGGAGGAGAAAGAGGAGGACAAGAAGGAGCUUGGGGGGGAAGCCUCGUCGGACAAGAGCUCUGACGACGCGAAGGUUGUGAAGAAGGCGGACGACUAUAAGAAUGAGUGUGACAGCCCAAAGGACACGGAGACCGACAAGAGGCCCGGAGAGAAGACAAAGGUUGAACGGCCAGAACAGCAGGCCGAAGUGUCUGCCAAGGAGGGGGCAGGGCCGGAGACGUAAGUAUCUCCUGUGGGAACGUCCAGGAUCUAUCUGGUUCGGGGUGAUUGGCUUAUAAUUUUGGUGCGUAUAAUGAUUGGAUACUUUAAUGGCGGAUACCCAGCUCUUCCUCGAAAAGGUGACCUCUUGGGUCUAUGUAUCGUCUCGGCUCAAUUUAGCUUGAGUGAAUGCCUUUACAGGCCGGCCAGAAUAGAAGCCAGCUAUUCAUCGUGUGCCCAUGCCCAGCCUGCCUUGGCGUGAUUGCGGCCGGGAACCUGAGCCCCGAGCUUGUAUCUGGGAACACCGACUCCAGUGUGUCCAGUGAUCGUUUCGCCGACUUCUGCAGUCCUUGGACCUACCUAAGUAGGUAACCAAUGCCGGCCUCCUCGCGACGUUGGCGACGUUGGAGCCAGAGCUCACAAAGGUAGAAGCCCUCGGAACACGGCACGGAAGUGCCUCUGAACCCUGCUCCAGGAUCAACCAAAGGCUUCCAACAGCCCAUCCACUUUCCUCCUCUCCUCGACCUCGACAUCAUCCACAAUCAUGGCGUCGCCGUCGCCAAACAAGUCGUCAUCGUCAUGACGGCCAGCCUCCCUCUCCUUCAGCCUCGCCACCUUGUCCCCAACGCGCACGAGAAGCACACGCAUGCGCUGGAGCUCCUUCUCAAGCUCGCUGCCACGGGUGACGAGGUUCUCCUGGACAGGCCCUGGCUGGCCUGAGGAUGCCUCGGCAUCGUUGGUGUCGCCGCUGAACGGGGCGAGCAGAGCCCUCAUCCGGCGCAGCCUCUCCACGCGGGUCCGGGCCUCAUCCCUCCGUGCCGCCAGCCCACGCAGCCGGCCGGCGAGCUCGGCAUAGCGCGCAGCCUCGACGGGGUAAGCGGCGGACUCCCUCUCGGACUCCCAUGCCGGCGGCAGCGAGGAAAUGACUGCGGCGUCGGCAUAGUCGGCGCCCAUGUUCCUCCAUGCGUCGUCGUCGUCAUUGUCGUCGGCGUCGUCAUCACCGGCUACCUGCCCGUCCCCGGCGCUGAGGUACAGCCUGUCGACCUGCUCGGCGAUCUGGCGCGUGGCCUGGGGAACGUGGACGCGGCGCGAGUGCUGCUGCAGGGUGUGGUUCAGGCGGAAGAGCGCGUCGUCCACGGCCUUGUCUGUCAGCGCGGCUGCUCUCUCAUCGUUUGCGGCGGCCUCGUUGCCGCGCCUCCAGGCGCGGCUGGGCUGUAGUGGCUGUGAGAGGAGACGCGUCUGGGUGGUGAUGAAGUUUUGCUUGAGGGUGAGGAUGGUGGGCGCCGGCGGCGCCAUCCUGAACAAGGAUGAUAAGGCGGUUGAUGACGUACUUGCUGGUUACGAUACGAAUGGCUCUGGACUCGUGCAGCUCCUGAUAGCAUGGAGGCAGUUGAGGUGAAGGAAGGUAGGCGUGGUUGGACUUGGGGCGGGUGGGUCGGCAGCAGUAACGGGGUCUGCAGAACUAAAAGUCAACAAGGUGACCGACCAUUCAUUCU